This is a messenger RNA of Colletotrichum chrysophilum, 1383 nucleotides long. RefSeq lists its product as uncharacterized. Bases 1 to 1383 code for a protein of 460 amino acids. The record is from RefSeq and is a predicted model, not a curated record. Gene Ontology annotation, molecular function: DNA replication origin binding; single-stranded DNA binding. NCBI's taxonomy places the organism in Eukaryota, Fungi, Ascomycota, Sordariomycetes, Glomerellales, Glomerellaceae. Gene Ontology annotation, biological process: DNA replication initiation; DNA replication; double-strand break repair via break-induced replication. The transcript has 2 exons. Gene Ontology annotation, cellular component: DNA replication preinitiation complex.
AUGGACAACCAGACAAAGGCAGAUUACGAGUCGCAAUCCCAAAAACUACGCGCUGAACUCAAGAGCUGGGAAACCUCGUGGGCUAAGUCCCAUGAUGGCAAGAAGCCGGGAAGAGAUGACAUCAAGCGCAAUGCUGACAUUGCACAAAAAUACAAGCAAUACAACAAAGUACGCGACAUCCUCUCUGGAAAGGUUGCACCGCCCACAAAAGAAGAUCCGAAAGCAAACAGAAAGGAGAACACUGCUCCUGUAACGACUCCGUCCAAACGACACAAACAUGCCGAAACCCCCUCGAAAAGAAGAUCGAUACCCGAUGGCGCGAACCUCAACAGCACUCCCUCGAUUUCCAAAACCUUGUUCAGCCCUGUUGCUCCGAGAUCAAUCGGCCCAACGCCGCAGCGCGAUGGUCGGGUUCUUGGACUGUUUGACCUCAUGGUCGAACGAGAACUUGGCACACCGUCGAGGAAGAACGGGUCUCUCAACACAACUGCCGACUCGAGACCGAUGACGACGCCGAGAAAGCGUGCCACGCCCAUGGACGAAGAGAAACUCGGGCGAACCCCAAUGUCAACAAGCAAGAGGCAGAUGUUGGAUAGUUUCAUGACGCCGCUUAAAAACAAGGAAGGGGCCCAGGUGGUCGAUGCAAAGACUCCGACAACAGUUUCGAAGCUUCAGUUUAGCACGCCGUCUUUUCUCAAGAGACACACCCAGCCACCUCCCGCCGAAAGCACCGACUUCGCCGCCCCACCGCUGCGUUUACCCCGGAAACCUAUGGUGCGCGGCCUCAGCGCCAUUGUGGCCAGUCUCAGGAAAGUCGAGGAGGAGCAGCUUGACGAUGAUUUGGAGGCUCUGCGAGAAGCUGAAGGUGCAGAGCCGCAGCCCAAGGCUCCUCCGAAACCGAAAGAGGACUUGCUUGCUGCGGACAGUCAGGUGCAUCUGCCACUGGGCGGCUUUGACGAUGAGGGGAUGUACGAUAGUGUCGAUGAGGAGCAGGUGGGACGGGACGGGAAGCCUUUGAAGAUAUUCAAGAAGAAGGGCCAGAAGCGAACGACCAGACGCGUCAAUAUGAAGCCGACUCAAGUCAAGAGACCGUCGGCUCCUGUUGAGGGCGGCGAUGAAGACGACGAGAUCGUCUCGGAAACGCAGGCCAAUGGAGCUGAUGACGAUUUCGAUGAGCUUGGCGACGCGGGAUCGGGCUCAGACUGUGAAGCGGCAGCUCCCAAAGCUAGCAACGCGAAGAAAACGGAAAAGGUGGGAACGGUCAAGAAGGCUGUCAGGAAGGUGAACGAAAUGGCCCACACCAACUUCCGAAGAUUGAAGUUGAAAAACCACGGCGCAAAAGGAGGACCGGGGUACAACAGUAGGUUCAGAAGACGGCGCUGA